This is a messenger RNA of Oreochromis aureus, 5512 nucleotides long. RefSeq names its product plakophilin-4-like. Gene Ontology annotation, cellular component: plasma membrane; cytoplasm; adherens junction. Bases 1385 to 3709 code for a protein of 774 amino acids. Gene Ontology annotation, molecular function: cadherin binding. Gene Ontology annotation, biological process: cell-cell adhesion; cell-cell junction assembly. NCBI's taxonomy places the organism in Eukaryota, Metazoa, Chordata, Actinopteri, Cichliformes, Cichlidae. The record is from RefSeq and is a predicted model, not a curated record. The transcript has 16 exons.
GAGCUCCAGAUUAGCAGAUCACAAUAAAUAAGACACCAUAUUUUAGAUAUAUGCAAAUGCAAAAAUAUAAGAACAUAUGUCUGGCAAUUAAUUAAUUAAUUAAUAAACAGUCAUACUUUGUCCAGGAACCUGAUAGCGGUUGGAAAAUAGCUCACGUGAGUUCAUACAGGCCUGGAACAGGUUGCGGUUAAGGUUGUGAGCGUCUUUGAUCAACCAUUGGCUGGGCAGUGCAUCAGUGCUCGUACAUCUUCUGGAAGAAAGGAAACUCACUUCCCAUAAUAGGCUCUGCCUCCCUCACCACUCUCUUUGAGAUGAUUUAAGAUACUGUGGUUAUAGACGGAUGGACAUGGUCACAUGAUACUAAGGAGUCCAAAGUAUGCCAAGAAAGUAUCCCCCACACAUUACACCACCAGCAGAGCUGCUGAUGUAAGGGAGGAUGCAGCCACGCUUCCAGGUUGUUUACUGAGCCCACCAUCUGAACUUUGCAGGAGGAUUUGAGACUCAUCAGACCAGGCAACGUUUUUCCAAUCUUCUGUUGUCUAAUUCUGUUGACCUGUUGCAAGUUGUAACUUCACUUUCUUCACAGGAGUGGCACCUAGAGUGGUCUUUGUGCCUCUGUAGUCCAAGGUUUGGGAUUUUGUGCAUUUAAAGAUGCUCUUCUGCAGACCUUGGUUAUAAUAAGUGGUUAUUCGAGUUACUGUUGUCAUCAGCAUGAAGCAGUCUGCCCAUUGUCCUCCAAUCUCUGGCAUCAGCAAGGCAUGUUCACCUAGAGAACUGCUGCUUACUGGAUAUUUUCUCCUUUUCAGACCAGCCUAUGUAAAAGCUAGAGAUGGCUGUGUGGGAAAAUCCCAGUAGGUCAGCAGUUUCUAUGACUCUGACCUAUAACCAUGCCACGUUCAAAGUCACUCAGAUCACCUUUCUACUCAGUUUGAACUUCUAAGACUGGGAAGUCUACAUAACAGAUCUGAGCUUGUUAAAUCUGGGCCUGGAAAGAAGCUGAAACUAAACUGAAACAUUUCUAGAUGGAUAGAAAGAUGACGCUUCUACCCUUGUUUCGUCAUCUCAAGCUGCUCCGAUGUCUGGCAGCUCACCGUGUAUUUAUGUAUUUUUAAGCAGUGAGUACUUUUCAGUGUGAGUACCCACCACACAGCCUUUGUUAGAACUAACUACAGUCUACUCUUGAGUCACCGCAGCUCCGCUCCAGCUCGGUCUCACCUAACGACAGACUGGCGAACACACGGGCCUCCAGGUGAGUUCAGUUUGUCUAACGAGGUGCUAGGAGUGGAUUUGCAGCCAGUGCAGUCAGGGGCUCCACAGCUCAUACGCCGGUCACAGCGGGCAAAUUGAUCCAGAGCUGAGGGCAGCGUUGUCUCCAGACUGCCACAUGACGCCUGUUUUCGACGAGCGCUCCUUCCACAGCCCCCUGUACCACAGCCCCACCCACGACCCACAGGGCUCCCUCUACAGGACAAACACAGGAAUGGGGACUCUCCCUCGGACCACAAGCCAUUGCAGCACGCUGCCGUACCAAAGAAGCAGCUAUGGGCUGAGCUCUGCAGCUGUAUACGUCGACUCCUUCAGGGUUCCCGGCGAGCCCGUCUACUCACACAGGCACUCUGGACUGGUGGACCAGGUGGUCACCCGAACCCCGUCCAUCGAGAGCAUCCAUAAGGACCCCAGGGAGUUUGCUUGGCGUGACCCCGAGCUGCCCGAGGUCAUCCACAUGCUGCAGCAUCACUUCCCCUCUGUCCAAGCCAACGCCGCCGCCUACCUGCAGCACCUGUGCUACGGAGACAACAGGGUCAAGGUGGAGGUUUGUCACCUGGGAGGGAUCCAGCACCUGGUGGACCUCCUGGAUCAUAAGGUGGCCGAGGUUCAGAAGAGUGCCUGCGGGGCCCUGAGGAACCUGGUGUACGGCAAGGCCACCGACGACAACAAGGUGACGCUGAGGAACUGCGGUGGCGUGCCUGCCCUGCUCCGCCUCUUCCGGAAAACGACUGACAAUGAAGUCCGUGAACUGGUCACCGGCGUCCUGUGGAACCUCUCAUCGUGCGACGCAGUGAAGAUGACCAUCAUCCGCGAUGCUCUGACCACGCUGACCAACACAGUCAUCAUCCCCCACUCAGGCUGGAGCAGCGUUUCUCACCGCGACGAGCACAAAGUCAAAUUCCAGUCCUCCAUGCUGCUUCGCAACACCACCGGCUGCCUGAGGAACCUGAGCUCAGCAGGGGAGGAGGCGAGGAGUCAGCUGCGGUGCUGUGAAGGUCUGGUCGACUCGCUGCUCCACGUCCUCAGAGCCUGCGUCAACACCUCCGAUUAUGACAGCAAGAUAGUGGAGAACAGCGUCUGCACCCUGAGGAACCUUUCGUACCGCCUGGAGGUGGAGAUGCCCUCCUCUCGUCUCCUCGGCAACCAGGAGCUGGACACCCUGCUGGGGUUCUCCUCCCCAGCCAAGGAGCUGGACUACCUCUGCUGGGGCAAGAGGAGGCGUGGCAGGAAGAGAGGCGGCUGGCCCGACUCCAAGUGGGACGGCGUCGGGCCAAUCCCGGGUUUCUCCCAGUCUCUGAGAGGAGCGGAGCUGCUGUGGCACCCGAUGGUGGUGAAGCCAUACCUCAACCUGCUGGCUGAAAGCUCCAACCCCGCCACCCUGGAGGGCGCUGCCGGGUCCCUCCAGAACCUCUCUGCAGGAAACUGGAAGUUCUCGGCCUACAUCCGAGCAGCGGUGCGUAAGGAGAAGGGCCUUCCCAUCCUGGUGGAGCUGCUGAGGAUGGACAACGACCGGGUGGUCUGCUCCGUCUCCACCGCUCUGCGUAACAUGGCAUUGGACAGCCGCAACAAGGAACUGAUAGGAAAGUACGCCAUGCGGGAUCUGGUGAACCGGCUGCCUGGCGGCAGUCCCUCUGUGCUGUCAGACGACACGGUGGCAUCGGUCUGUUGCACGCUGCAUGAAGUCAUCAGCCGCAACAUGGAGAACGCCAAAGCUUUAGCUGACAGCGGAGGCAUCGAGAAACUGGUGGAUAUCAGCAAAGGUCGAGGGAAAGGAUAUUCGAUGAAGGUUGUGAAGGCAGCUGCUCAGGUGCUGAACACCCUGUGGCAGUACAGAGAGCUGAGGACCCUCUACAAACAGGAUGGCUGGAACUACACCCACUUCGUCACCCCCGUCUCCACUCUGGAGCGGGAUCGAUACCGCUCUCAGCCGACCCUACCCACCAGCCCAAUGCAGAUGUCCCCCGUCAUCCAAUCAGGCGGUAGUGCAACAUCCUCGCCAGCGAUGCUCGGGAUAAGAAGACAUAGUUCAAACUAUCAGAGGGCCCAGUCAUCUAUGCAACUCGACACAUAUUACGGAGACAACAGUUUACACAAACGGCAGUACACAGGGUCAGAGAAGAAAACCCCAUAUUUCAUUGGGACCUAUUCCUCCCAGUCAGGAGAGGAUCUGAGAAGAUCCCAGCACCCAGAGCCAUUCUACGACGAACCCGACAGGAAGAACUUCAACAGCUACAGAAUGUACCUGUCGUCCCCACAAGGCUACGGCGAGGAGCACUUUGAGGACGAACCAGCCCACCUCACCCCGUCGUCACCCGACGGCUACGCCACCCAGUCGCUCCGAUUCAAAGCCAACACCAACUAUGUGGACUUCUACUCCACCACACGGAGGCCUUCAAAUAGGGCGAACAAGUUCACCGGCUCCCCCGACUCGUGGGUGUAGAAAGAAAAUGGACACCAUGGACAUCAAGUCUUCACCGCGUUGGCUGUCCGUUCCUGUGGGUGUAUGUGUGCGGGGAGUGCAUUGUGUGGCUGCGUGAAAGGUUGCGGAUGCAUGUGUGUGUGUGUGUGUGUGUGUGUGUGUACUGAAACUGUGCUGAAUGACCAGGGCUUGGUUUGCCACGUGCAGUCAAACUGCACGAUAAUAAUAACAAACUAUCCCUUUAUUUUUGACUCCGAAGCUAAAAGCAAACCAAACAAACACAAAAAAGUCAUAAAGUUUUAUCAGAGGUUUAUUGGAUAACAUAAAGAAGCAGUGCAGUAUGAAAUUGUUUGCUAGUUUUAUGAGCUUCAGGCUGCAAAACUAGAAUAUUCUGAAAUAUUUCCACCAUGUUGUUUGGCCGUUGCAUACAAUUUAUAAUUCCCACACACUUGUAAAGGUGUUGGUUAGAGGCACAAACAGUCUAAAAGAUGGACGUAGCCACCGUUACCUUACCCACCCCCCUCAGUGAAGUCCCUUCGAGCUGAUGGUCUUCCGGCUAAAUGUGACAAAUGAGGAGUGGAUCUACCACACCCACUCCCAUACCACAAUUUGCAAAAUAAACACUAUGCUGUACUCAGUAACACUUGAAACUAGCGACUGAGACCAUGAACUCAUUGGGAAAAUGUUUACUAAGGUUGCAUAGACUUCUACAAUCUACAGUAAGAGCCAGAAAUCCUUAGAGAAGAGUUUGUAUGCUUUAAAUCCCGGAAAGAUUAAAUCAGAUUAAACUGGGAACUCCCCAGUUAUCCAGGACUAUCUCAUAGCACCACUAUCAAACUGGAAGUCCACAGAGUGGCAGUUCUUGUGUAUAUUUAAGACAAUUCUCUGAUAUAGCUAUGACCUUACUGAGACUCGGCGUGUUAACCACGAUGUUAAAUUCUGGAAAUCAUCGCCAAGAGUGAACAACCAUCAAGGAUCAAAAGUAAGUCUUGUUGCUUUGAUUAUACUAAAUUGGAUUGUUUCUAAGGAAGAUUUUGCGUUUUAAUUGAUAGGUUUUUGUAAACAAUGAUCAGGAUGUGAAACAAAUUGUCUUGGGCUUUGCCAUUUCUGCCAGAAGCUAAGUCAACAGACUAGCUAAUGGGUUCCCAAGGCUUAGUCAAAAGGUGCUUUUUAAACAAAAAAAGAAAAAAACCUAGCCCUAACAUUGUUGUUUACUCGAGUGUUUGUUCACGUCAACUGAUUUCAUUUUUCUCUGCAGUAAAAGUGUGCAGUGUGUUGGCUUUAUAACAUAAAUAUCGUCCGCCAGCAUCAUCUUGAAUGCAAGAGAAAAAGAAACUUGCUGAAGCUGAGGAUCACACCCGGGACAAAUUCUAUUUACCAGUUAAAUAAAACCACUACUCCAAACAACAUAAAAGCUGCUCUAAAUAUUAUUUGACCUGGGUUUGGAGAUGAACAUCCUCACUCUCAUGAACCUUUAAAGACUCAGAGAACCGGGGUUAAACCUGUAACCCUCUGCUUUUCUGUAAUGUUGGCCAAAAGUGCAGUAUAUCAUAAAGUAUGUGAAAUAUGUGGAAAAACAAAAGUGAAAAUCUAUUUGUACAGAUAAAAAUGGUUUAACUGUCCUGUUACAUUGUUGUAUUCAAUAUGUAGAACUUUCUUAUGUGAUUGUGAGGAAGAUUUUUGUAUUAUUUAUCGAUUAUUUUUAUUAAUUUAAUUGUGACCUGACCAAAAUACCCAAUCUGUCUGUUCUGUCUAAAACUGAUAAUGAUGAUGUGUUACAGAGGGAAAUAAUAUGUAUAGGGAUUAAAGAUUAUAUCACGAUGA